UCACCUUCGCAAAAAACAUUAGCACUAAGCAACCCCGAUCAUAUAAAUGGAAUAUUCUGUUCAAACGAAAACAGAAUCAUCUUGUUUACAAACAGAGCAGUUGCUUUUGAGAGCAAUCUUAAAAAGAUGUAUCGUUUGCUAGUAUGUGUUGGGUUGGUAAGUCAGGCACUUAUAAGUGCUGCACAUCCAGGUGUGGCUGCAACUCCAGCUGCUGGAGUGAUUCCAGCUGUCCCAGCACUGGCUAGCCCACUGAACCCUGCAUUGCCGCUGCCAACAGCCCUAAACCCUGCUUUAAACCCAGCUCUCGCAGGCUACAACGGGUACAGAAGCCCUUAUUAUAAUGCUGGUGCAGCUGUGCCCAUAUUGAGUUACUCCAACGAACGUGGUGUUGAUGGAAGUUACUCAUACAGUUUUGCAACUGGCGACGGCAAACAAGCACAAGAAAGUGGAUUCCAAAAAGACGUGUACAUCGACAACACCGGAUCACCGCAGGGGACUCAGGUAGUUGAAGGCAGCUACGCUUAUGUAUCUCCUGAAGGAACUCCAAUUCAAGUCAGCUACGUUGCAGACGAAAAUGGUUUCAGACCAUCAGGUGUGCACAUUCCUGCCGAUGGUAAGGGCGUUCUUCCAGCAGCACUCCCAGCUGGAGUCCUGAAUAGGAACCCCUAUAAUGGAUUCAUCAACCCAUACAACCCUCUUAACAACCGCAACCCAUACAACUAUAACCAAUACAACCCUCUUAAUAACCGCAACCCAUACAACUAUAACCAAUACAAUCCCCAUAGACCAUAUGGCCCCGCGUUCAAUCCGGCAACCCCAUAUAAUUUGUACGGAGCAGGGAAAAAGGUGCUUUGAAAAUUCUUCUUUGACAAUGGUUUAUAUCCUCUCGUAGUUAUACUCAAAAUGUAAUAAACUUUUCAAUAUAUUAUUAAUUAAA
Molecule: messenger RNA, 937 nt
Organism: Leptidea sinapis
Lineage: Eukaryota; Metazoa; Arthropoda; Insecta; Lepidoptera; Pieridae
Gene: CPR53
Product: pupal cuticle protein 20-like
Exons: 5
Coding region: 127-855 (242 amino acids)
Cellular component (GO): chitin-based extracellular matrix
Molecular function (GO): structural constituent of chitin-based larval cuticle
Source: RefSeq, a predicted model, not a curated record